AUGUAUUUACUGAAUGUCCGAGUCGGGUCGGCCGAGCGCUCCGCCGCCUGGCACCCCGGGACUCGCAAGGGCACGCGCGAUCCUCGCCGGAAUCCCGGCGGAGGGGGCGGGGGAAGGGAGAGGCGGGGGUGGGGAGCGCGCUGCAGCCUGCGGUCCUUCUCGCACGCGCGGGCCCGGCGCUGGUCCCGGGCUGCAGGUUUCCCAGACUAUGGCAUCCGAGAACUUAAACAAAGGGGGCGGCUGCCGGCGCGAAGCGGCUGCGGAAAGUUGCGGUGGCGGAUUUCCAAGGAGCGCGGCCGCUACCCGGGCUCUCGGCGCCGCCAGCUCCCCCUUCCCACCCCCGCCGAGGCGGGGACGGGGGCCGGCUGGUGGAGGAGCAAGGAAACUUUGAAACCACUGGGGACACAUCUGCCUAUAGGAAGGCUGCUUGAGCUUCACCCGGGCUCCACCCGCAUCGGGGACAGCAAGAAAGUUUGCCCCGUGUUGUUGGAAACGCGAGCGCCCACGAAGUUUAUUAAACCUCGUACCGAACCACAAUUUCUGCGGAACGGUUCAAACACACAACCGACCCCGCACCUGCCCGCUUCCCCGCAAAGCAGAGGCCGGGCUCGCGGAGAGCGGGGCGGCCAGUCGAGGAGCAGCGGGCGGGCGCGGUCUGGAGGCUUGUGUCUGCGCCCCGGUUCCCACCUGGCGCGUCCCCGGCCCCAGGGCCCCCGCAGCCUGAGCCCCAGCCUCGCGGCUCCUAUCCCCGGAGCGCGGCCGGGCCCCGGGACCGAGCGCGAGUGGGCGGAGGGGCGAAGGGUCGGAGGCCGCGGCCAGCGAGCCGAGGCCCAGCGGGAGCUCCCCGCCCGCGCCCCGGGCCUGGUUAUGCGGCCCCGUGGGGUCGGCCUCGCGCGCCCUCGCCGGCAGGCUGCAUCCCCCCCCGGCCCGCGGGGCUUUGUGUGCCCGGCCCGGCGCACUUUCGCGAGUGGUCGGAAAGCCUCGAGCGCCAUCUAACGGGAGCAGCCGAAGCUGCCGCCGGGCUGAGGUGGGGACAAGCAGCGCGGCCCGGGCGGGGCCUUCCCACCUCCUCGCGCGCCGGCCGGACGCCACCCCCGGCGCGCGCACCGCACACGCGCUUGGGAAUCUGGAGCCCCCGAAGCCCGCCUCCCCCGGGGCGGGGGUGGGGGUGCAGCGGCUGCCUGGCCGCCCGGGACCAUUCCCUGCGCCCCUGCCCUCUCCUCCCUUCCGCGCGCCCCAGGCCACAGGAGACGAAGGAUCGUCUUGCACCUGCCUUAUUAGGGCCCUGGUGUCCUUCAAGCGCUUUUUCCUUUUGGCCCGCGAUGGAAGGUACUAAGAAGUCCCCGUCGGGAGCACCAGUUUUCCGAAAGAAACAGCCACUUAACGAAGAGGUCUGCAGCCAAAGAAGCUUCCAGAGGGAUGGGGAAAGGCGAUGAAAGAGGAUAACGGUAACAAACAAAACAGAAGUGCCCAGCUGAGGGAGAUUUGGUUCUGCUGGGGCCUCACGGGAGCUUCCGUGGCUGCUACUUGGGAGCGGCUGUUUGGCGGGGCGACAGGUGGGGAAGCCCUGCAGGGGCCUCUGGGGAGGGCGCAGGGAGCCGGGCGCAGGAAGGGACGGAAGAGAGGAGCCGGCACCCCAGAAGAUGGGCCGGAGCUUGAGGAGACUCAGGCCCCCUGAGCGUUCCAGGCCACCGUGGCGGGCCAGCCGUCCUGGGCGGUACACGUGGCGGCCAUGCUCUCCUGUCAGCUCAGGGACUUCCGCAGAGUUGGGAAGUUGGCAGAAGGACUGGCAUCCCUGACAAGGCCCAAGCCGCCCUCUCCGCACACCCCGUAGCUACCGUCUGCCCUGAGGUUUCCAGUGGAGGUGACCUGUCUCCGUGCCUCCAAGUAAAGGGCCAGAGGCAGGGAAGGCCGGUGGGCAGCCUGAGACCCGCCGCGUGGGCCCUGGUGAUGAGACCAGAGGGACUGGAGUCUAGAUCCCCCCGACUCCCGGGAACGCGGGGCAUCUCCCCAGUCCAGGCCCAGAGGCGGUGAAGAGCUGAGAGUUUUCUGCCCUGCCUUCCUGGGGACUGGAAUGCCUGUUCUUCCCUCAAGUAUGUCAGGAGGGUAGAACAUGGUGUCAGAUGGACAAACAGUUUUUAUUGUGGUAAAACACACAUACAGUUCACCAUCUUAGCCAUUUUUACGUGUACAGUUCAGUGGCGCUAAGGACAUUCCCUCUGUUGUACCACCAUCACCACCAUCCACUGUCAUCUUCCCAAACUGAAACUCUGUCCCCAUUAAGCACUAACUCCCCCUCCCCUCCCCCAGCCUCGGGCACCCACCAUCCUACCUUCUGUCUCCAUAAACUGGACUACGGGUCCCCAAUAUAAAUGGACUCAUAGAAUAUGUGUCCUGGCUUAUUUCACUUAACAUAAUGUCCACGGCAUACAUUGUAAG
Molecule: messenger RNA, 2439 nt
Organism: Globicephala melas (long-finned pilot whale)
Lineage: Eukaryota; Metazoa; Chordata; Mammalia; Artiodactyla; Delphinidae
Source: RefSeq, a predicted model, not a curated record